AUGGGACAACUCUCGCAGUUUCUGCCACCACCAACAAAAAUGUUGAAGCCUUCAUCUUCGAUUCUGGAGAAAGCGCGGCCCCUCAGGAGGAGGGUAGCUGAAAAGCUCGAGUGGGUGAAGGCACAUACGCCACAGGUUGUCAAGUCGCGCGCAUUUCAAAAGGCGGCUACCAUUGUUGCUGCGUUCACUCUGGCGAUCUCGUUUAUCUUUCUUACGGCCAAGUUGACGAAUGCAGCGUGGUUUAUACCAAAGGUUAUUCAGAAAAUCGGACGGUAUCCGACAUGUGAGAGCAAGGGGAUCAAUGGGACGAGAGAUAUCUGGGAUGUGUCGAGGCACAAAUACGAGAACCUGCGAGAUGAUAAGUUCACUAUCGCUAUGCAGACUUACCAGCGACCCAAGGAACUUCAAGAAACUCUCGACAUGAUCCUAAGCGAGGAAGUCCCUUCACUUCUCGAGAUAGUUAUCGUCUGGAACGAUCUCGAAAACUACCCCCCAGAGGAUUACGUUUCCAAGUACGGCGUUCCCGUUCGAUACCGAAAGUCGAAGCGCAACAGUCUCAACGAGAAGCUCUGGCCUGACCCCGAAUACAAGACUCAGGCCAUCUUGCUAUCAGACGACGACGUCUACUACCACCCCGACGACCUCGAAUUCGUCUUCCAGACAUGGCGAAAGUUCGGCAGAAACCGAAUGGUUGGUGCCCUCGCUCGAUGUACACCAGUCGAUACGUUCGGAUACCAUCAUUACACAUUCUGCUCAAACAAGAAGGGUCAGGACGACUACAACAUGGUCCUGACCAAUCUUGCCUUCUCACAUAUUUCGUUCCUCGACUACUACUCGUCCAACGAUACCAUCAUGACGCAGAUUAGAGACUAUGUCGACGAGGGUUUCAACUGCGAGGAUCUUGCGUUAAACUAUGUCCAUGGACUACUCACCGGCGAAGGACCUCUUCUUAUCAAUGGACAUGAGAAGUAUGUCAACUUUGUCCCUCGUGUGGGAAUUAGCAUGAAGAAGGGUCACAUCAAGGCACGAAGUGCUUGUCUCAAUGACUUUUCCAAGAUGUUUGGAUGCCAUCCCUUGGUCGACGAGACAGGGUACAUCCAGCGUGGUGUGCUCGUAUUAUGA
Molecule: messenger RNA, 1122 nt
Organism: Fusarium coffeatum
Lineage: Eukaryota; Fungi; Ascomycota; Sordariomycetes; Hypocreales; Nectriaceae
Exons: 2
Coding region: 1-1122 (373 amino acids)
Cellular component (GO): membrane
Molecular function (GO): glycosyltransferase activity
Source: RefSeq, a predicted model, not a curated record